Molecule: messenger RNA, 3926 nt
Organism: Sinocyclocheilus anshuiensis
Lineage: Eukaryota; Metazoa; Chordata; Actinopteri; Cypriniformes; Cyprinidae
Gene: tbc1d22b
Product: TBC1 domain family, member 22B
Exons: 13
Coding region: 1-1551 (516 amino acids)
Biological process (GO): activation of GTPase activity
Molecular function (GO): GTPase activator activity
Source: RefSeq, a predicted model, not a curated record
AUGACCGACAACAGGGUUCAUUUCUGGAGGAGAAACCCAAAGGUUCCCGGAAGCUUACAGCCAGUAUAUGGAGCACAGCACCCUCCUCUGGACCCACGCAGACACCGUCCAUUAAAAGAUGCUCCAAAGGCCAGCAGUGUGAACACCAAAUCCAAAAAACCUUCCACUUUCCACGAAUUUGCUCGGAGCACCAAUGAUGCAUGGGACAUUGAUGAUGAAGAGGAUGACAGUAUGUUUAGUCUUAAACAGCUCUCAUCUUCACCUGUCCAAUCACGAUCCAUGCCUCAAACAACCUGCCUCAAAAUCAUCAAAACCCCAGAAGACACAGAGCCACUGCCCCCCACACUGGACCGGCAGGAACCAAUCAGCACAAACCCCAAUCAAGAUCGACUGGAUAUAGAAAGCGGUCCAGCCAAUGGCAGGGUGGUAAAGUCCAGUAGCGACGCCCAGCUGAAUGUUAAUGCAGCUCACAAUACCCUGCAAAAACAGCAGUCACUUCCUGUGCGGCCCGUCAUUCCAUUGGUUGCCCGCAUUUCAGACCAAAAUGCCUCUGGAGCUCCGCCCAUGACGGUGAGAGAGAAGACUCGAUUGGAUAAAUUCAAGCAGCUACUUGCCAGUCCCAACACAGACUUGGAGGAGUUACGGAAGCAUAGUUGGUCGGGAAUCCCUCGUGAAGUUCGGCCAGUCACCUGGAGACUCUUAUCGGGCUAUCUUCCAGCCAAUAGAGAACGAAGGGAUCUGGUUCUCCAGAGGAAGAGGGAGGAGUAUUUUGGCUUCAUCGAACAGUAUUACCACUCCAGAACAGAUGAGAAUCACAAAGAUACAUACAGACAGAUUCACAUCGAUAUCCCGAGGACGAACCCUUUGAUUCCUUUGUUCCAGCAGCCGCUGGUGCAGGAGGUGUUCGAGCGGAUUCUGUUCAUCUGGGCCAUCCGUCACCCCGCUAGUGGAUACGUGCAGGGCAUUAAUGAUCUGGUCACUCCCUUUUUUGUGGUCUUCCUCUCUGAAUUCGUGGAGGAAGACGUGGAAAAUUUCGAAAUGGCAAGCUUGCCUCUGGAUACGCAACGAAACAUUGAAGCCGACAGCUUUUGGUGCAUGAGCAAAUUGCUGGAUGGGAUACAGGACAACUACACAUUUGCCCAGCCUGGGAUUCAGAUUAAAGUGAAGGCGCUGGAAGAGCUCGUUAGCAGAAUAGAUGAGGAUGUCCACGUGCACUUUCAGAAGUGUGAGGUGGAGUAUCUGCAGUUUGCUUUCCGCUGGAUGAAUAAUCUGCUGAUGAGGGAGCUGCCGCUGCGCUGUACCAUUCGCCUGUGGGACACCUACCAGGCGGAGUCGGAGGGAUUCUCCCAUUUUCACCUCUACGUGUGCUCUGCCUUCCUCAUCAAAUGGCGCAAAGAGAUCCUCUCCAUGGUGGACUUUCAGAGCCUGCUAAUGCUCCUGCAAAACCUUCCCACAAUACACUGGGGCAACGAAGAGGUGGGUUUGCUACUGGCGGAGGCCUACAGACUCAAAUACAUGUUCGCUGACGCUCCGAGCCACUACAAGAGAUGAGAACCCGUAAGCGGACCGCGGCGCGACCCUGCGAAACCCAGACGAUGAUCCGACCUAACAACGGAUCAGUCCAAACGGCUCUUUGCUCGGUUUAAUCUGACACAGCAAAGAUAGAGCUCAACAAUUUUCUCCAAUGACGUCAAAUUUGUUACAAUUCACGAUCAAGAACGAGACGCCGGGUUAAACAACCACGGACAAAACGGAUAUUUUGUAAAAAACCUCCCAGAUAUCUUGAUGGCUGACAGUUAAAUUUGCCUGCAGAUGACUUCAGAAGAUAACUGACAGUGAGAUGCCGAGGAACAGAAAGCGAUUAUCAAACUGAAAACAGAAGGACUUGGCAUCCUAGGCUUCCUCGCAUCUUCCUCUAUUUGUUACCUCAGAUGUGGAGCAACCACCUCUCGUUUUUAUUUCUUGACAUAUCCUCUUUUUUUUUUUUUGUCCUCCCUCGCCGAUGUUCUCGUGUUUUGUGUUAUUAGACCAUAAUGUGAUCUCCUUGGCCCUUUUGCUCAUUGCCACAUUGAUUGUACCACACGCAGGUACACGGGUCGAUUCCCAUCCGUAAUCACUCUGCGUUAUUGAAGCUCUGCAAUACAUGAAACUAUGGCAGUCGUAUAGGGUCAUUUCUCAAGAGGCGCGGCUGAGCGUUUCGAAUUCGAAGAAUCAAUAUGCAACCGCCUGAGCAAUGUGUUUGGGUUUUUAUGUUUUUUGAAUCGCAAGGCUGUGAAUUUUAACAAUCCUUAAACAGUGGCUUUGUAUGCGUAUGAAGCACAAUUAUUUCUUAGAAAAUUAGUACUUUUAGAGCUUUAGUAUUAGCAUUCGACUACUACUGAGGUAACGUUUCAGCACAGACGGCCGAAUCAAACUGCGGUGAAAUAUUAAUAUGGCUUUAUAAAGAAUGAAUCGGUGUGACGUGAGGUCAGCCUAUGAGACCACAGGACUGGAGUCGUGUUGAAAGGAAACUACUGACUUGGAGGCAGACUGAAGGGUUUUGGUUUUCACUGUGUGGUACUGAAGCGUGGAUGGGCGGUACAUAAACAAAUCCUAAUCUUAAAUACUGCUGGAGAACAGCAGAUGGAAUCUCAAAGCACUGUGAAAAGGCAUCUACCAUUCGCACGUCCAUUCGAUCUCCCAGGGCAACCAAAUUAUGCAGAUGUUUAUGCUAAUCAGAUGUAGAUGAUCUGAUUAUCUCCCUUUUCCCUUUGAACCCUCGUUUCACCUUUCGGUGUAUUUAUUAACUCCAGGCUGAUACGUUUUGAUUGGUGAUUAAUUGUUCAUUUUCUGAAUCUUUCCGAACUAGAUGUGAUCUUUAUAAAUCGGCGUGUAAUGCGAAAUGAAUGACUCUGACUUAUCAAAAGCAAAUGUUUUCAUUAAAAUCUCUAAUUAUUUCGUAUAACUCGGACCAAAACCCAGCAUGGAUAAUCUGAAUAAUAAAUUAAAUAAGUGUCUUUCUGCUUUAAUUAUUGAAGCAAGUGGAGUGUAUUGAUUAGAUGGAGUUGUCAGAAUCGGUUAAAAGUGAUGCCGUUGAACUUCAAGCUCAGCGCUGUGGAGUUUGCUGAUGUUAAACGCUUUAAUAAUGUACAUUUUGUCAGCUCGCUGUCCUUAUUCAUCCGUCAGUGACAUUUGAAACCACCUGCGCCAUACGGUCUCGCUGUUACAAUCUAUUUUUGAUGAAGCGUUUGCGGUGCUGCACUCUUAUUUUGAAGUGAACUGGAAUGUUUUUUUUUUAUUUCUGUGUUAUGGCUUUGUCUUUGCAUAUAUUAAUGAGCUGAUAUUCACUCCAGAGAUAAUUAGUUUGAUCGUCACCUUUUUAAAGUGCGCUAAUGAAGGGGUGACUUAUUGUCGAGGGUUGAGAUGGCUGACCCAGGUGAGGAAAUGGAGCAGUAAUUAUUCAUGAGACGCAUUGAGUAAACUUCCAGAUUAGCUCCCGCUUUUAGUCUUUUGAAUGUUGUAAAUGUCUGAAUUGAUUGUAUCUUGUUCAAGUCAACAUGAAAUCAAAAUGGACACCAUUUGCUUUAUUAAUACACAUUGCUGGUCUUAUUGUGUGCGGUUCGUCGGUGCACACAAAAAUCUUCUGCCUCUUUCUCCUGAUGUCAAUUAGGCUAUUGAAUAAUGUUAACCAGUAAGAUGCUCUUGAGGGUGAACAUCCAUGUCUCCAUGUCCGGCUCUCAAAAUGUGGGUUUUGUGCAGACCUCUAUCCCCCUUCCUCAAUGCAAAAGUCAAAAGUGUAGCUUCCCUUAAUCAGUUAAUGCUGUGCCAAGUUGUUUGUUUCCUAACCGAAGGCUAAUUGAAAGGGAAAUAUUUAAUUGAACCAUUUUUAGAUUCAGUAAUAUAAUGUGAUAUUUAAGAGUAUUAAGAAUAAAUACACUACCGUUCAA